AUGAUCAAACAAGGCAAUCAGACAUGCAUCAGCGAGUUCAUACUCCUGGGAUUCUCCAGAGAGAGAGGCACCAACAUGGUCCUCUUUGCAGUGGUCCUCUGUAUGUACCUCAUAACCCUGGCAGGGAACACGCUCAUUAUCAUGGCCACCUGCAUUGAUCCACGACUCAGCACACCCAUGUACUUCUUCCUGUGCAAUCUGUCCAUCCUGGACAUUGGCUACACAACCAGUGUGGUGCCACAGUCACUGGUCCAUAUUGUGACGAAUCUCAAAAGCAUUCCUUUCAACCGGUGCAUUGCUCAGCUAUAUAUUGCUUUAUUCCUGGGUAGUAUUGAAUAUUUCCUGUUAGCAUUUAUGGCAUAUGACAGAUAUGUGGCUAUCUGUCAUCCUCUGCACUACAAGAUCAUCAUGAGUAGGAGAGUGUACCUCCAGAUGAUAACGGCUUCCUGGCUCUUUGGCCUUACCAAUGCUGUGGUGCAUACUACAUUCACUAUGCGCCUUCGCUUCUGUAACAACAACACCAUCAACCACUUUUGUUGUGAACUCCUUGCUGUUAUGAAUCUGGCUUGUUCAGACCGAUUUGUUAAUGAUAUUGGUCUCAUGGUGUCAGGAGUUCUUGUCCUGUUCAUCCCCUGCAGUCUAAUUGUGCUUUCCUACGUGUAUAUAAUCCGUGCCAUCUUGCGCAUCCGCUCUGCAGAAGGCCGGCACAGAGCCUUCUCCACAUGCACGUCUCACCUGACAGUGGUCAUUCUCUGCUUUGGUACAACAAUGAUUGCUUACAUGACUCCUAAAGCUGAGGCUUCUUCCAACCGGGACAAGAUGCUUUCUUUCUUCUAUGCGGUGGUUACACCCAUGCUCAACCCGCUCAUCUACAGCUUGAGAAACAAGGAAGUAAAAGCGGCCCUAACUAAAAUAAUAGAAAGGAAACAUGUUGAUUUGUUAAGGUGA
Molecule: messenger RNA, 948 nt
Organism: Sphaerodactylus townsendi
Lineage: Eukaryota; Metazoa; Chordata; Lepidosauria; Squamata; Sphaerodactylidae
Product: olfactory receptor 2G3-like
Exons: 1
Coding region: 1-948 (315 amino acids)
Biological process (GO): G protein-coupled receptor signaling pathway
Cellular component (GO): membrane
Molecular function (GO): G protein-coupled receptor activity; olfactory receptor activity
Source: RefSeq, a predicted model, not a curated record